Messenger RNA from Besnoitia besnoiti, 1050 nucleotides. Its product is annotated as meiotic recombination protein DMC1 family protein. The record is from RefSeq and is a predicted model, not a curated record. Lineage: Eukaryota; Apicomplexa; Conoidasida; Eucoccidiorida; Sarcocystidae. The transcript is spliced from 10 exons. Gene Ontology annotation, molecular function: DNA strand exchange activity; ATP binding; ATP-dependent DNA damage sensor activity. Bases 1 to 1050 code for a protein of 349 amino acids. Gene Ontology annotation, cellular component: condensed nuclear chromosome; nucleus. Gene Ontology annotation, biological process: DNA recombinase assembly; reciprocal meiotic recombination; chromosome organization involved in meiotic cell cycle.
AUGGCGACGCUGACGGAAAGCAAAUCGGCACGCAAGCACAUUUCGUCCACCCCGCACCUGGAGGCGGUUGCGGAUGAGGGGAGCGACACAUUCCAAAGCAUCGACAAGCUGCAAGCAGCCGGCAUUAACGCUGCUGACAUCAACAAGCUUAAGCAAGCUGGCUACUGCACGGUUCUGUCAGUCAUCCAGACAACAAAAAAAGAACUAUGUCUGGUCAAGGGAAUUUCGGAAGCGAAAGUUGAGAAGAUUGUUGAGGCUGCUGCGAAAUUGGGCAUGUGCAAUACUUUCAUCACUGGCGUUGAGUUGACGCAACGGCGGGGGCGGGUCAUCAAGAUAACUACGGGUUCUGAUCAGCUAGAUCAACUCCUCGGAGGGGGCUUCGAGACGAUGUCGAUCACAGAGUUAUUUGGGGAAAACCGAUGUGGCAAGACGCAGAUAUGCCACACGGUGUGUGUGACAGCGCAGCUUCCACGGGAAAUGAAGGGAGGAUGUGGCAAGGUUUGCUACAUAGACACAGAGGGUACAUUUCGGCCGGAAAAGAUCCUAUGUAUAGCCGAGCGGUUCGGAUUGGAUGGAGACUGCGUGCUCGAUAAUAUAAUGUAUGCACGAGCGUUCACAACUGAGCACAUGUAUCAGCUCAUAACACUGGCUGCGGCAAAGAUGUGCGAGGAACGAUUUGCUGUCCUUAUCGUAGAUUCUAUCAUCGCUCUGUUUCGAGUGGAUUUCUCGGGCAGAGGAGAACUGGCCGACAGGCAGCAGAAGUUGAAUAAGAUGCUCAGCGCAAUGAUGAAGCUGGCGGAACAGUAUAACCUGGCGGUCCUGCUGACAAACCAAGUCAUGGCCGACCCGGGAGGAGGUUUAACUUUUGCAGUAAACCCCACCCGUCCAGUGGGGGGACACGUUCUCGGUCACGCAUCGACGACACGACUUUCGAUGCGCAAGGGUAAAGGAGAUCAACGCAUUGUAAAAGUGUACGAUGCACCUAAUUUGCCGGAAUCUGAGUGCACCAUCCAAUUGUCGUCCAAGGGAGUGAUCGAUCCCAUCGAGUGA